AUACAAACACACUGAGACUUGCAUGUAGCAAAUGUGGUAAUUUUCAGGGGGGAGGAGUUCUGCAUUAACAAGGCAAUAAUCAGACCGAUGCCUUGGUUGUUACCUUGCCAAAUCAUUCAGUAAAUGCAGAAAGCUUCAAUCUACCUAUUUCCACUUCCUGUAACGUAGUCCUGCAGUAUGAUCCUAGUGCCUUGAAAAUAAGCAGAUUUUUUUUAAUGAAGGUGAUCAUCAGAUGUAGAUAACAUUUAGGAGGCAUUUUAUAAAAUACCUUUUCCUUAAGAAAAGUGCCUAAGGAUAAAUCUAACGCCAGUGAGCAAAUGCAUCGGACUGGGUGGGGGAGAUGGGGGGGGAGGUGCUGCUCAGAGGAGCGGCACGUUCUGCCUGCAUGAUGCAAAAUGAGAGUCACAGGCUGCUGUCCGUGGUGCUGAAGAUUUCCAACUGCUUGAUGGAAUGCCCUCCGGAGGAAUAGCUGUUGGGCUGCUGCUAUCCAGGAUACUGAAUCUUGCUGAAAGUUGUUAUUGUGAAUAAGAGCCACAAGAACCCCACUGCUUGUUUGGGGAAGAGCCUCUAGAAAGCAGCAUAGCAUGAUGGUGCUGCUGACUGCAUUUCAGUCUGGAUUGGCUCUGAGCAUGCUGGUGCUGUUUCUGGAAUUGGAAGCAUAGCAUAUUCUCCACCCUUCUGUGCCUUUUUGCUGAUAUACAGAAAAUAGUGAUUUAGUGGGAUUUUUUUUAUUUUAUUUUUUAUGGACCUGAAGACUGCAACCAAGGAAAUAGAUUUUUAAAAAUCCUAGAAGGAUGAUUCUUUUAUUUUUUGUUUUUAUUGUUUUGGACUCUUAUUUUGUAUAAAGCAGUCUCAUCUUUGGACCCUUUUAUGAUUGAUUGCUUUGAAUUUUGAACAGUUGGUUAAAGCUUACAUCUCUUGGGUAUCUGCUGAUGUUCCUCUGUGACAUGGGAGGCUUUAGAACAAUUUUUUUUUCAUAAUCCUCCCUUACCAAUAUAAUUAAGAAGAGUUUUUUUUCUACUAUAUUGCUGAAGUACAAAUCCAUUGUGGUUUGUGACUCUUCCUACCAUUCACUCUAGUGCAUCACAUUGGCCUCUCCAUGGAAGCAUCCAUACAUAUCUGAUAUAAGCGCCAUACUCAGAAGCUCAGGAGAGGGAAUGGCUCUUCAUAUUCAUGAAGCCUACAUAUUUCUGUUGCUAAUUCCUUCUUUGGUCACCUCAGCUGCUUUCAAUCAUGAAGACUACCCUGCUGAUGAAGGUGAUCAGGUUUCAAAUAAUGAUAACAAUCUGAUUUUUGAUGACUAUCGGGGGAAAGGAUGUGUAGAUGACAGUGGUUUUGUAUACAAACUUGGGGAGCGUUUUUUCCCUGGGCACUCCAACUGUCCAUGUGUUUGUACCGAGGAUGGGCCUAUUUGUGAUCAACCAGAAUGCCCCAAAAUCCACCCAAAGUGUACUAAAGUAGAACACAAUGGAUGUUGUCCAGAAUGCAAAGAAGUGAAGAACUUUUGUGAAUACCAUGGGAAAAGUUACAAAAUCCUAGAGGAGUUUAAGGUCCAAACUGCUUUGCAGGAACCACCAUCAUUCCGGCUGGCAUCGAAGUCAAAGUGGAUGAGUGUAACAUCUGUCACUGCCAUCACGGGGACUGGUGGAAACCUGCCCAGUGCUCCAAACGUGAAUGCCAAGGCAAGCCGACUGCAUAGGGCAAAGCUCCCAGCAAUGAUGUUUGCACACCCAUUGUGUCAGCUUCUCAAGCUGGAUCUGACAGCUGCAGUUGGGUCACCAGCAAAAUAUUUUAGGGUUAAAUAAGACAAUUUUACCUGUGAGCUUGUUCUCUUCCUCUCUUUUCCUCUCUGAAAAAAAAUCUAUGUAGCUUGACAUUAUAGCAAGCAACACAGGUUGGUAAAUUAGCUUAGGAAUGGAAUGUUCUACAGAACUUCUUCUGGUGAUGGUUUAUGUUUUCUCCACCAUAUGGGGAUAAUUGAAAAGAAAAAUGUAUGUUCUAAUUUCGAUAGAAAACAAGCUAAAGCCAACCAGUGUAAGCAGUCAAUAUUCAUGAAAGAGAUUAUACAACCUAAGAAAAUCAAACUCUUAAGAUCAUCACUCAACAACAUAUACCAGUGUCAGUCUGUUGCAUUAUUAUUUUCCCCACCUCUUUGGUUCUAGGCAAGGAGGAAAGAAACUGCAGCUUCCUAGACCUUUCCCUAACCUAUCAGACUAAAUAUGCCUAUUCAGGUUAAUUUCAGUGACAAUUACUGCCCUCUUUGCUCUCUCUCCAUCUUUGAAUAAUCUCAGCAUGAAUGUAGAAAUCAACUGGUUCUUAAGAGAUAAUAUAUAUAUCUCUACUGGAAGAAAUCAUCUGACAUAAAGUUGCAAUUCAUGACUAUCCAAGUGUUAAUUAUCAGCACAAAUAUAUUUUAAAACAUUUAAUGUUGAAUAACAUUCCUAUAAAUUGGAUGGGGUGGGGGAAUCACACAAAAUAUUUAUUUGACCAGGAUGUCUGGAAAUCAAGAUACAAUGUAAUCCCAUUUUUUGGGCUCAAGAGCCCAAAGAAAAUUAACUUUGCAAGUUUCCUGAAUUAAAUUUGUGUUUUUCA
Pantherophis guttatus is the source of this 2592-nucleotide messenger RNA. RefSeq names its product von Willebrand factor C domain containing 2 like (gene VWC2L). Gene Ontology annotation, cellular component: AMPA glutamate receptor complex. Gene Ontology annotation, biological process: negative regulation of BMP signaling pathway. Gene Ontology annotation, molecular function: protein binding. NCBI's taxonomy places the organism in Eukaryota, Metazoa, Chordata, Lepidosauria, Squamata, Colubridae. The record is from RefSeq and is a predicted model, not a curated record.